UUACAAUUAGCCAUAUUAAAAUAAUUUACAAAGUUCAUUAAUAAUAAUUUCUAUAGUAUAAUUUUUUUUUUCGACCAAAAUCUACAUUUUAACAAUAUGGCAACAUUAGAUGUAAAAAAAUUGAAAAUUACUCACAGACCAUUACAUGUACCAGGUCUUAAUGAAAUAAAAACUGUUUUAGAGGAAGGAUUAUCUACAAAUUUUGCUGAAGUUAAAGUAGAAAUUGUAAAUUGUCCAGACUUAACAAAGGAACCAUUUUUACUUUCAGCCUCAGGUUUAAGUGGUAAUCCUACCGUUCUUGAAAUUGGAGGUCCAUCUUAUCUGUUGCCUAUUGUUCAAAGGGAUAAGUUAUAUAAUAUUCAUGAGCUUUUGCAACACAUGAAUUAUUCUGAUAAGUCUUUUGUUAUCGGUGCAGGAGCUGGACCAUGGCCAUAUAUAAAUUCUAAUUGUGAAUUAAUGAUGAAUUUAGUUAUUUCAUCAUCUGGAAUAAAGAAUGAAACACGCAUUGCGUCAGUUGAUAAAUCAAGUGGAAAUUGUAAACUUGAAACAUUAAAUCGUAAUGAAACGCGACUUGCAAUAUUAGCAAAUCUUUUUGUAAGUAAAGGUGAAACAGGAUCCGUUUUAAAAGUGCAUGUUAAGAGGCGCACGGGCAAGGAUGACUUCAUAGCUUGCAUGCAAAAAGCACUUGCACAUCAUUAUAAAGAUAAACUUGUUGGCUUAGGUGGAACAUUUUUAAUCAACGAAGGAAAAGUAAAACAGCAUGUUAUGCCAGAUUUUUCCACUACACCAUUAGACACUUUACAACAACUAGAUGAUUGGUUAAAGUUUUACAAUAUGUCAACUCCUCUUGUAGCUGUUGGUACAUUUGUAAGCUCAGAAACAGAUUUAGAUCUGAGAGUACAACAUUUUCACAGUUUUUCAAAUCAUGGUGAAGGAGGGCAUUAUCAUAUCGACACUACUCCUGAAACCAUAGAAUAUUUGGGAUAUUUUAAUUUAGGAAAUAAUUUAUAUCGUAUUGAUCAACCAGCCAAGAGUUUAAAAUUUGGGAAGGACUAACUUAUUGUAUGCAUAUAAACUAUUGGUUUUAGCAAUACAGGUAAUAUUAGAAUAUUCAGUAAUAACGAUACUGGUGAUGUUUAUUUAGAUU
Molecule: messenger RNA, 1147 nt
Organism: Polistes dominula (European paper wasp)
Lineage: Eukaryota; Metazoa; Arthropoda; Insecta; Hymenoptera; Vespidae
Product: beta-keto L-gulonate decarboxylase
Cellular component (GO): nucleus
Molecular function (GO): hydrolase activity, acting on ester bonds; zinc ion binding
Source: RefSeq, a predicted model, not a curated record